AUGGAGAAGAAUAGAUCUGCCGCAUUUAAAGCGCAGAUCGGCUUCAUUCCGGCUAUUGCUUACCAUGAGCCACGGAUGAUGAACGACACAAAUACCGAUAUCGAGAAGGCUGAUCUUGCCCGUGUGGCAAUUUUAAAGCCUUGGAUAUGCCUGCCCAAGGUGAUCGCUGUGCUGACACCGGAAACCGAUGGCAAGCCCUGCGCGACUGUAUUUGCCUAG
Penicillium argentinense is the source of this 219-nucleotide messenger RNA. RefSeq lists its product as uncharacterized. The transcript is spliced from 2 exons. Bases 1 to 219 code for a protein of 72 amino acids. Lineage: Eukaryota; Fungi; Ascomycota; Eurotiomycetes; Eurotiales; Aspergillaceae. The record is from RefSeq and is a predicted model, not a curated record.